AUGUUUCGACCAGGGCUACUUUUUACAUCCUACAGCAGCGCGAGAAAUGUUGCGUCAAAAUCAGCCCCCUCCAUCACUUCUAGUCGCCAUGGACCGAGCACACCGCUUCGUUUCUAUUCGCAGCCUCCUGGGAAAACGACCUUCAACAGAUCUCGGACUGGACAAACGAGUGCUCGGGCACCACGUUCUUCAUCUACCUCUAAUGUGAUUACUUUCCUUACCGCAUCAUCUAUCGGCGUCGGAGCGUACAUGUAUCAAUGGAACAAGGAUCGCCAGGGCAGCAUCUUUAGUUCCAUCAGCGCUCCGGAGGGUCUUACAACGGAAAAUUGGACUCCGAUACUAUUGAAAAACAUCACCAAGAUCUCGGAAAGCACCUCUUUGUUUGAGUUCGAGCUGCCUAAGCCAUGCGUCAUUCCUCUCAGUUCUGCAGUUUAUGUCAAGGAUGACCUGAUCCAGGCUAUGCGUGCAUACACGCCUGUGCAUUCAACUGAAACAGAGCAGAAUACGUUACAGUUGCUGAUUAAACGGUAUGGCGAGGGCCAGGUGUCAAGGUUCAUGCACUCUGCAAGACCAGGACAAAAGAUAGAGAUGCGGGGACCAAUACUUGUCUGGCCAGCGAGUCGACCUGAUCUCGAAAAGUGGGACGAAAUUGGCAUGAUUGCUGGAGGAACUGGUAUUACUGCCAUGAUACCUAUCAUUCAGUCUGUGCUAGCUAAUCCGGACAAGAAAAUCAAAAUCUCCCUCUUGUUUGCAGCACAGUCGUCAGAAGAGCUCUAUUUUAAGGAUGAAUUAGAUCAAAUGGCAGAGGCUUCUCAGAACCAGCUUCGCGUUGUCUACACUAUCGACAAAACCCCAGUAGGAUCUUCCUCUGAGCAAGAGUGGAAAGGACACGUUGGAUAUGUGAACGAGGACAUGCUGAAGGGACUGUUGCCGCCACCAAAAUCAAUCGCAGAGGGAGCAUUGUUAACAGGUGAAAUGAAGGACGAUACAGAGAAAGGUGCCAAAAAUUCGAUUGUAUUGGUCUGCGGACCAGAGAGUAUGGUGAAGCAUGUGGCAGGCACUAGGGGUACGAGUGGGCAGGAGCCUAUUCGUGGUAUUUUGGGAGCUAUGGGCUACACGAAGGACCAAGUCUUCCGCUUUCCAAACUAA
This is a messenger RNA of Gamsiella multidivaricata, 1149 nucleotides long. RefSeq lists its product as uncharacterized. Bases 1 to 1149 code for a protein of 382 amino acids. The record is from RefSeq and is a predicted model, not a curated record. The transcript is spliced from 2 exons. NCBI's taxonomy places the organism in Eukaryota, Fungi, Mortierellomycota, Mortierellomycetes, Mortierellales, Mortierellaceae. Gene Ontology annotation, molecular function: cytochrome-b5 reductase activity, acting on NAD(P)H.